AUGUUUGAAAGUAUAGAGGCUAAUCCGUCACUGACUGCAUCACAUCAAGAUGAAGUCAUGCACAAAAAUGUAGAAAGUAAACAACAAUCGAAUCGUAUGUUGUAUGCUGGUAUGAUUGCAAAAAUGAAUUGUAUGCUGAACAAAUUAAAUAAGUUUACAGGAUCGGUAAUGACCUCACCGAUCAUGACACAGAAUAGUGAAGCAAAAGUAGAAGAAUAUGGAACAGGAAGACUAUUAACGUUAAAAGCAAAUACUUCCUCGGAGCAUACUCUUCCAAUAACUUCGGAUCUGACGAAGCAUGAAAUAAAGUAUGUAGAAAAUACAUCAUCGGAAUUUCUAGUAAAUGGUACGAAACGUUUAAUUAUGAUAUCACCUUCCUCAGAAGCUCCAGUAUUCCACCGAAAACACUCAGAAAGUCCAGCACAAUUCUUGAUCCACGUUCAAGAGUAUGUUAAAUCAGUACGUCUUUAUGAUCGUCUUACAUUAGUCAACGGUAUUUCACAGUUUCUACGAGAAUCAGCUCUAGAAUGGUACUGUCAAUUACGUCUGUCAUAUCGUCAACCGCAAACAUGGGAAGAAUUUACAGAAUUAUUUCUGGCACAAUUUAAUACGCCGAUUCGUAGAGCACGUCAAGAAACAGAAUGGGAACAAAAACCAAAUGAAACCGAAACCGAUCUAGUCAAACAUCUUUUAUGUCGAAUACGCAACGACUUAUUCAAUAUGAUAAGAAUAUCUCGUAAUGCUUCAUUAGAUGAAAUAAUUGCUGAAAUUCAACAAGUAGAAGAUAUUUUAUAUCGUCGAGCCAAGGAUGAACAAUUAUCAAAUCAACUAGAACAACUAUCACUUCAGAAGAUCGAAACAUUACCAAACAGGCGUUAUAACAAAUGCGAUUCACAUAAAACAACACCGAGGUUGAUUCGAACAAUUAUUGAACUUAUGGCAAACGAAAAUUAUUAUCAAACCAUGUAUUCACAAUAUGUAGGACCUAUCGAUAUUGCUAUCAAAUCUAUUUGCAAAAAUCAUACAUUUUCUGAAUUAUAUGAAAUAGCCGCGUUAUGCAAUGUACUUCAAUGUAAUAUACGAAGUAUUUAUCCAAAAAUUGACUUUCAGCACUAUACAGCCUUGUGGCAGAGUGUCUUUACAACUGUUCCACCUGUUAUCGCUAAGUAUAGUAUUGCAAUUUUGUGGUCACAUGCCCAAAAUGAAAACGAUGCUCGAAUCAUGAAUAAUAGUACAUGGAGCCCAAAUCAUUUUGUUCCACUUCUAUCACUAAAUAGCCAAAAUGAGUCUAACGACUACUAUAACUCAAUGUUAAUAUAUUCUGCUGUUCAAAUAAGAAUACCUGAAUAUCAAUCUUCUCCCAGUAGACGAGUACGAAUUGAUGACAGCAUCGAGAAGGAUCCCGCUGAACCAAUUAUUUCAGGCUCGGUACAAAAUAGAAAAACUGAUCAAGAAAAUCAACGUCAAAUUCAACUUGAGAAGAAAAGACAACGCAACCGAUCCAGUCGUAUGAGCGAAACAGAAGAACAACGUCAGAUUCGACUCGAGAAAGCAAGGGAACGAAAUCGAUCAAUUCGCAUGAACGACACAGAAUAA
Molecule: messenger RNA, 1596 nt
Organism: Rotaria sp. Silwood2
Lineage: Eukaryota; Metazoa; Rotifera; Eurotatoria; Philodinida; Philodinidae
Source: the annotation of a GenBank genome assembly